AUGCUGCGGCUGCUGGUGGCCGGUGCCCACAUCCGCGGGGCCACCGGCUCCGGGCCCGGCGUGCACGUGUCUGCCCGCUUCAGAGGCGUCCCCAGGAGCACCCGGGUGGUGCCGGAGGAGCACAGCCCCACAUGGAAUGAGACACUGGCAUGGCCUCUGGGUGCGCGUCCCCUGCACCCCACAGCCAGCCUGAGCCUGCGCCUGCGGCACUGGGGCCAGCCGGCACCCUGGGGGGACCUGGGUGCUGCCACGGUGUCACUGGACCAGUUGGUGGCCAACCCCGAGCUGCCGCUGUCCCUAAGCCAAGUCCCGCUGCUGGACCCCAAGGGACAGCCCACAGGGAGCACCAUCACCCUCCGCUGCUCCUAUGUCCCCCAUGGCAAGGCUGGGGAUGCCGCGGUCCCCAUGCAACGAUGGGUGCCACCACCAACAGUGUCACCAGGGCCACCCAUGCACCCCAGCAAGCCCCCAGCAGGGAGUAAAGAGGAGUUCCAGGUACGGGUGAGGAUCAUCAAGGGCCACCAGCUCCAGGGCAAUAACAUCAAGCCGGUGGUGACGGUCUUCAUCGGCCAGCACCGCUUCAGGACCAGGAUCCGUGUGGGGAACAACCCCUACUACAACGAGGUGUUUUGCCAAAGUUUCCACCAGACACCGGAGCAGUUGGCGAUGGAGCCCAUCCGCAUCCAGGUGCUGGACUCCAAGGCCAUCCGCUCCAAAGCCAUCAUUGGAGUCUUCCAGCUGGAUGUUGGCACCAUCUACCACGCACCAGGACACAGCUUGAGCUGGAAGUGGCUGAGCCUGCAGGAUCCCCAGCGCCCCGACAGCGGCUCCCGCGGGUACCUGCGUGUGAGCCUGGCCGUGCUGCGCGCCGGCGAGCCGGUGCUGGAGCAGGAGGAGCCGGAGGCAGACAAGGACGUGGAGGCCAACCUGCUGCAGCCACCGCCGUGCGCCGCCACACUGCAGCUCCGCAUCUACCACGCCGAGGACCUGCCGCUGGCGGAGCCGGCUCGGCAGUGCCUCCCCUCGGUGGGAGGCAAGAGGAGCUUCGUGGCGGCCGCGGUGCGGGUCGGCUUUGCCGGCAGGACGGUGGGUACCGGGGCCAUGGCGGGGCGGGGGGGGCACGAUGCCGCGGUGAGGGGCUCAUGGCUCUGCCCAACGCAGCUCUGCACCAAAGUGAUGCCCCCAGACCCCAACCCGGCGUGGAACGAGGUCUUCUUCUUCCCACUGCGGCUGCCCCCCAUCUGUGACGAGAUCCAGUUGGCCAUCCUCAGCGGGCCCCGCAGCAGCAAGGUCCUGGGCACCGCCACCCUCCACCUCUCCCGUAUCUCCUCUGCUGGUGCUGUGCUUGAGGAGGGGACCCCCGGCUUUUUGCCGUGCUUCGGACCCAGCUUCCUCCCCUUCUAUGGUCCCCGGGCGGAUGCUACCAGGACAUCCAGCACUGACACCAACGUGGCUUAUCGGGGCCGGGUGCUGCUGGAGCUCAGCACCCACAUGGAGACCCCGGAUGGGCACCAGCGCGGCACCAUCAACCCAGAGGACAUCAUCCGGGUGCAGUCCCACUUGCCCCGCCACCGGUUCGGGCUCUGCGGGGUCUUUUAUUCGGCCACCAUGGUGCCAGCGGGCCCCGAGCUCCUGCGCUUUGAGCUCAGCCUGGGCAACUAUGGGGACACGAGCGAUGCCACCUGCAAGCCGGCCGCCUCCGUCACCCCACACGGUUGUCCCGUCUUCGAUGGCAACCGCUACCACUACCUGCCGUGGUACAGUGACAAGCCGGUGGCGGCCGUCACCUCGUCUUGGGAGGAUGCUGCUCACCGUUGGGAUGCCCUAAACCUCCUGCGUGCCAUGUGCCAGCGGCUGGAGAAGAAUGUGGUGGAGCUCCGGAGCGCUUGUGGGGACACCGAGGGGGACAUCGGCAGGAGGCUGCUGCGGGAGCUGGCGCAGGACUGCAGGCGGGUGCUGCUGCAGCUGGAGGCUCAGCCCACCCCGACACCACUGGACACCCACCUCCGUGCCGCGCGUCUCCACUUGCUGCGGUGCGUGGCGGCGGCGGCAGCGAUGCCCCCCAGGGCCGGAUGGGCCACGCUGCUGCCCAUGGCCGAGGCCUGGCUGCGGCAAGUGGCCGCGCUGGCUGUGGAGCCGCAGGCCGCUGUCCCCGAUGUGCUGCUGUGGCUGCUGCGGGGUGAGCGGCGUGUGGCCUGUGCCCGCAUCCCUGCACCCGACAUCAUGUUCUCCCGGAGUGGCCCCAGCGCCUGCGGCAGGUUCUGCGGGAGGCUCCAGACGCUGUUCCUGAUGGGCUCCGGGGACAUCCGUGCCCAGCUCCGGCUCCGGCUGUGGCUGGGGCCGGUGGCCGACAGCGGGGACCUGCCCCGGCACAUCGAGGGCUCCCUUCGCAUCUACGCCGAGACGUAUGAAAACCAGACCAAGCUGUUGGGCAAGUGGGGUCCCCGCGGGCUCCUGGGCUCCCCGGGCUUCUCCGACGGCGCGGGCAGAGCCGGGCUCCCGCGGCAGCGCAUCCGGCCCCCCAAGGGCUGGCGCUGGGAUGGACCCUGGACCGUGGAGCCCCAGCGCCGGCUGCUGCUGGACACAGAGACCAACAUGGGUGAGGUGCUGGAGGAGGUCUAUGAGAACGAGAGCCGAUGCCCUGGUGGGGACUGGGGACCUGCCACCGUGGCCAGCACUGAUGCUAGCGGUGUGGAGGUGCCACCCAAGGAGGAGGUGCCGUGCCCCCAAGGAUGGCACGUCACCGACGGCUGGAGGGUGGAUGUGACAGGGGCUGUGGAUGAGGCUGAGAAGACCUACCACACGCACCGGCGCCGGCGCUGGCUGCGCACCCGCCGCAGGGACCCCAGCGCGCAGGGACCAGAGCAGGACUUGGCCACCUUCCUCCAGCUGGUCCGGGUCGUGGGGACAGGGCCAGGGCCUGGGGACGGGGUGCACAGAACCGAGUCUGCGGCGGGCUCCGAAGCCUGGGAAUACGGAUCCUUCUGGAGCGGCCGCUUCCACCUGCAGCCGCGGGCGGGCGACGUUUGCCGGCGGCGCUGCUGGCACCGGCACAUGGUGCCCGCGCAGCCCCCGCCCGUGGCGCCCCUCUUCCUCCUCGAGGGGUCCCCGGGCACGGAGGACACGGCCAGGGAGGAGGAGCCGGCUGCAGCGGAGCGGCGGACACGGGGCUUGUUCCAGCCUGCCCCGCAGCAGCCGCUGCCCCUCAUCCUCUGCACCUUCCAGCGACCCAGCUUCUUCCAGCUCCGCUCUUACAUCUUCCAGGCGCUGGAGCUGUCACCCCGCGGCACCAAGUCCACUGCAGACCCCGUCGCCCAUGUCUCCUUCGUGUACGUCAGCCAGAGCACACGGGUGCUGCCCGGCACCCUGGACCCUCUUUGGGACCAGACGCUGCUUUUCCACCGGGUGCUGCUCUAUGGGGACCCCCGGGGUGUCCAGGAUGAGCCCCCCGCUGUGGUGGUGGAGGUGUUCGACCAGGAUGGAGGGGGUGCCGGUGGGUUCCUGGGGAGGAGCGUGUGCACCCCAGAUGUUUGGCUGGAUGUGAAGCGCCGGCAGCCCCCCCGGCUCCGGCGUUACCCAUUGGGGGGCUCUGGGGGGCCUGCCGGGGAGCUGUUGGCUGCCUUCGAGCUGCUGCAAGACACCGAGGAUGGGGCCCUGGCACAGGUCAGCACCCCGCCGUGGAGGCAGGGGGUCUUCAGUGUCCCCACCGGUGUCCGGCCACUCCUGAGGCCGAUGGCGCUGGAGGUGCUGGCGUGGGGGCUGCGGGGGCUGCGCGGCAGCGUGCGUGCGCCCAGCCUGGAGGUGCAGUGCGGGGGGCGGGUGCUGCAGACCCCCCCCAUCGCCGACCCCGCCUCCAACCCCAACUUUCCCAUCAACGCCUUCCUGCUGGCCCUGACGCUGCCGCUGGAGGAGGAGCUGGUGCCGCCCGUGCGGCUGCGGGUGCUGGACAUGCGGGACUUCGGGUACCGGCCCGAGGUGGGGCAGACCUGUGUGCGGGGGCUGGGGCAGCACCACGGGCAGCCCCCCGGGCCCCCCGGCCCCCGGCCCAGCUCCGCCACUCCUCGGGGCAGGAUAAGUUGGCUACUGCCCAGAAUCACCAGCAAGACGGAGGCUGCGGACAAGGAAGAGGGUAAGAAUGAGGAUGAGGACGGGAAUAGGGAUGGGGAUGGGAACUGGGACAAGGAUGAGGAUGGGAAUGGGAACGAGGAUGAGCAUGAGAAUGGAGAUAAGGAUAAGGAAGGGAAUGGGGACGAGGACGGGCCCGGCCCCCAGAUCUACAGCUGCGAGCUGGAGGCGGUGCCGGAGUUCGAGGGGCUGCAGGAUUUCUGCCGCUCCUUCCCGCUGUUCCCGCCGGGAGCAGCCGCCGCGGGGGGGGAGGACCCGCCGCCUGUGGCCGAGUUCAAGGGGCUCUUCCACAUGUACCCGCUGCCCGAGGACCCCGCGGAGCCGCCGCCGCCGCGCCGCUUCCAGGACCUGCCGCCCAGCCGGCCCCAGCGCUGCCUGGUGAGGGUCUACGUCGUGCGGGCCUUCGACCUGCCCCCCCGCGACAGGAACGGGCUGUGUGACCCCUACGUCCGUGUCUCGCUGGGGACCAAGACACUGGGACAGCGGGACCAGUAUGUGCCCAACACCCUGGAGCCCGUGUUUGGGAGGCUGUUCGAGGUGAUGGGCACCAUCCCACUGGAGAAGGACCUGCGGGUCUCACUGCUGGAUUAUGACCUGGUGCCACCCGACCAGGAGAUCGGCACCACCACCAUUGACCUGGAGAACCGGCUGCUCUCCCGCUUCCGCGCCCACUGCGGCCUGCCCGCGCUCUACUGCACCGCCGGCCCUGGGUGCUGGAGGGACCAGCUCCCCCCCAGCCAGACACUGGAGCACUUCGCCCGCACCCAGGGGCUGCCGGCACCCGAGUUCAAUGCCGAGGGCACCGCCAUCACCUUUGGGGACCACAGCUUCCUCCUCAGCCACUUCGAGAGCAGCCCCCCCCAGCACCCGCACCUCGGGGUGCCCCGCGAGCGCCUGGCCCUGCACGUGCUCCGCGCCUGCCACCUCGUCCCCGAGCACCUCGAGACACGCACCCUCUACAGCAGCACCCAGCCCGGGCUGGAGCAGGGCAAGGUGCAGAUGUGGGUCGACGUGUUCCCCACCAACCUCGGCCCCCCGGGGCCCCCCGUCGACAUCACCCCCCGCAAGCCUCAGAGGUACGAGCUGCGCUGCGUGGUCUGGAACACGCGGGACGUGGACCCGGGGGACACGAACCUCAUGGGGCAGCAGAUGAGCGACAUCUACAUCACGGGGUGGCUGGACGGGCUGGAGGAGCAGAAGCAGAGGACGGACGUGCAUUACCGCUCGCUGGACGGGGCCGGCGCCUUCAACUGGCGCUUUGUGUUCUCCUUCGAGUACCUGGUGGCCGAGCAGCUCUGUGUGCUGCCCGGGAAGAAGCAUUUCUGGAGCCUGGAUGAGACGGUGCUGAAGGUGCCCCCGAAGCUCAUCCUCCAGGUGUGGGACAACGACAAGUUUUCGGCUGAUGAUUUUCUAGGCGUGCUGGAGCUGGAGCUCACUCGGCUGCCCCGGCCCGCGCUGCACGCCCGGACCUGCACCCUGGCGCUGCCGGGGGCCCCCCGGAGCCGCUGGCCCUGGCGGGCGCCGCGCCCCCCUCCCCGCGUGUCGCUGUUCCGGCAGCGGCAGGCCCGGGGCUGGUGGCCCUGCGUGGCGCUGAAGGGCGGCAAAUGGCACCUCUCGGGGAAGCUGGAGCUGAGCCUGGAGCUGCUGACGGCGAAGGAGGCGGAGGAGCGGCCGGCGGGGAGAGCCCGGGAGGAGCCCAACAUGUACCCGACGCUCCCGCCGCCCGUGCGGCCCGACUGGUCCUUCCUGUGGGUGCAGGCGCCGCUGCGCACCCUGCGCCAUGGGCUGUGGCGGCAGCACCGCGGCUGGAUCAGCCUGGGCCUGGCGCUGGUGCUGCUCAUUGCGCUGCUCCUCACCUUCGUCUACGCCGCCCCGGGUUAUUUGGCCAUGAAGCUGGUAAACCCUUUCCAGGGCUUGCACAUUGUUCCUGGUGGUGGUGGUGAGCACCCCGCAGCUGGUGCUGAGCAGCACAGGGGUGGUGCUGGCAAACCCUGAUGUGCCACCCCAGGAUGGCAGCAUCUGUGUCACCUCUUCAAUAAAGCUACAUCCAACAAUGGGCAAA
Molecule: messenger RNA, 6187 nt
Organism: Strigops habroptila (Kakapo)
Lineage: Eukaryota; Metazoa; Chordata; Aves; Psittaciformes; Psittacidae
Gene: FER1L5
Product: fer-1 like family member 5
Exons: 50
Coding region: 1-6120 (2039 amino acids)
Biological process (GO): monocyte activation involved in immune response; macrophage activation involved in immune response; T-tubule organization
Cellular component (GO): T-tubule; cytoplasmic vesicle; membrane
Molecular function (GO): calcium ion binding; calcium-dependent phospholipid binding
Source: RefSeq, a predicted model, not a curated record